Folsomia candida is the source of this 2088-nucleotide messenger RNA. RefSeq names its product transmembrane protein 45B. The transcript has 3 exons. Lineage: Eukaryota; Metazoa; Arthropoda; Collembola; Entomobryomorpha; Isotomidae. The record is from RefSeq and is a predicted model, not a curated record. Bases 869 to 1768 code for a protein of 299 amino acids.
AACUCAUUAAUUUUGAGAUUUUAGCGUGUAAUAAGUCAUGGUUGAGAAAAUUUCUUAAUUUCUCAUAAGAAAACUUGAAUUUCUCCAAAUUUCGUGGUAUUGACACACCAAAAUGCUCGAAAUUAAUGGGAGAAUCUGUGCAUACAUUUGCAACGAAGUCGUUUAUAAAGAACUUGUAACAAUUGCCCCAUUUUCCAAUGUUGGACACUUUUUGACGGUCCAAAAGUAGUUUGAAUGUCUAACCAUAAAACGAAAAACUGAUUUCGUAUAUUACAGAAAUUUUGCACAUUUUUCAAAAAAUGGGCAGUAUUAACUAUAUGUAAUUUACUUCUUUUCAUCAAUCACAUUUUAAUCAACCAGUGAAUAGAAUAUAUAGGAGGAAGCAUAUGUACCCCACACCAGUACCAGUAGUAGCAUUUAGUAGUAAGUAAUAUACAGUAAUACACGCGAGGAGUAAAUGAUUAAUCAUGCAUUCAUAAAAUACAUAAAAUUGCACACAUGUCUCCUGCAUUCAGUUUUGCUAAAUGGCUCGGCCUUGUUAUUACUUACUUACGUAUAUGUGCUCAAUUUUUGCUUAUGAACUUGCUUCUCUCCGGUCGGGUCUGUGCUGUCAGGAAAUCAUACGAUUUAAAGUAGAGAUCUCAGAUUUACAAAAAAAUUGGGGUCUGCGUGUGAAAAUCUGCACGUAAUUAAUCUCCUGCUACAUACAUACGCUGCAGCAUAAAUUCAAGGAUACCCAUUAAGAAGGAGGACGGAUGAUGAUGAGGAGGACGAUGAUGUCACCAGCAGACCAACUCAUUUUUUAGUAUGUUAGCAAUUCAUACGAGAAAAAAUUAAUCGGUUCUUUCCCCCCUAAACAAAAAUCAACAUGCCACAAUUCGCCGGUUACGUCCUCUCUGGCUCCGUAUUAAUCGCCUUCGCCCUAAAAUGGUCCCUCGACGCGACCUCAGAUAACCCAAGCGAUCACGUUUACACGCUGGACACAACACGUUCCUCGUCUCGGGGGAGUUCCUCCACGAAAAAGCGGCGACGCCGGUGCCCCUGCAAACUGGAACAUUGGCCGCUUCAAGGUCUUACCAAAUUGGGCGUGGCGAGUCUCGGGUUGGGCGCCUCGUUGCACGCGGCUUAUCCGCAGGGCGAAUUCAAAUUCGUGGGGCACAUCCUCUACGCCACGAUUUACUUGUUCUUCGCCCUCUCCGGAUUGGUCGAUGUCCUCGUUUUCUACUGUCCCACCGUGAUGCCCUUCGGCCUGGAGAAGUUCGCCCUCUCCCUCGCCUUCCUGAUUGAAGGGCUCAUGUUCAACCUGCACAGAAACCACGAGUCCUUCAUCGAGCAGCAUGUCCACCUUUUGUUGGUGUGCGCGAUUUACGCGUGCGCGCUGAUAACUUUGGUGGAAAUUGUGAUGCCGUGGAGUCGCAUAGUGCGGUUUGGAAGGGCCCUGUUUUCCUUAUUGCAUGGAAGCUGGUUUAUCCAGGCGGGGUUCAUUUUGUUCAAUCCGACCUCGUCGUCGGUCACGUGGUCGAGCAGUGACGAUUAUAAUAGUGCCUUGAUCUGGAUAAGUCUCACGUUUGCGUGGCAUUGUGCGGGUGCUUUAGUCAUUUUACUAAUUUUGAUGGCACUGUCGAGAAAAAGGACGCCCAUCCUGGGCGUCCCGCCGCCAAUGCAGAUGGAACAGUUUGAGGAGAGGGAGCGGUCAAUAGUGUCAAUUCCGAGGUGCCAUUUUUCUUCGAUGUCGAAUUAUGGGGAUAUGAAUAAUAUGAAGGCGUAGUUUAGUUAGUUAAAUGUGUAAAGGAUUAUUUAGUUUGGAUCUGAAUUUUAUGUAAAAAAUGGAAUUUUAUGAUACUCAAAUUUUGUUGAAUAAUUGUUAACUUACUUGUUAAUCUUUUUUUUGUUUUGUUAUUAUUUUACUGUAUUUACUACUACGUAUUGAUAUAUAAUACAAACAUGGGUUUGUACAUUUACAUAUCGUUAUUUUAAGUAUGUAAAUUGAUAUAUGUAACAAUUCCAAGUACAAUUAAGAUUUGUGAGGGAGGAUGAGUUGUAAAAAGUUACGAGUUUAAUAAUAAUAAACUUGUGAAGAGAUAUAUA